CCCCAGACCUUACGUCCCGCCACCUUCAUCUUCCCCAAUACUAGCGCUACCCACCAUCGUAUGUCGACGCUGCAGCCGCUCCAGCACUUAAUCCCCGUGCCGCUCGAGCCCACUCUGUCCUCCAAAGCUGCAGCCCCAAUCUCCUUCCUCGAGACCAUCGACCGCAUCGAGAUCAACCACACUGUCGUGCGCCACGAUGUCGUCUACUACGUUAUCGAUCUCUUCCUGUUGCACCACACGUCGCGCAUCCCGACGCACAACACGCCCACGGCCAGCAGCUCGCAGCCUGACUACCAGAUUCUGCACCGCUUCUCCGAGUUCGCCGAGUUGCGCUACCAGGCUUGGGUCUGCGCACAGCGCAAACAUGAGGACGGCCACAUCUGCAAGCAUUGCAGCAAGUACAUGCACUUCAUCCUCUACUCUCUGUCGCAGCCGCGACUGUACGUCAAGCUGGUCUCAGGCAUCGAGCACCGCAAGAAGGUACUCAAGAACUUCUGUAGCGCUUUCGUGGACAUGGCACGAAGCAGCAAGACGGAGCCGCACUCAAGGGAAGCCAUGUGUGACGGCUGCCAGGCCAUCCCUCACCUCGUUGAGAGCUUCCUCCGCUGCUGAUCUUUGUCGUUCUGUUCAAGUCUUUUAUAAGCGUUCAAGUCAACUAACGCAACUCAAGAAAUAGUUUAUGAGUAGCAAGUGUAUACACUAGGGAAUAUAGCAAACAAUACGAAUCGUUCGAACACUA
This is a messenger RNA of Phytophthora nicotianae INRA-310, 739 nucleotides long. RefSeq lists its product as hypothetical. The record is from RefSeq and is a predicted model, not a curated record. The transcript has a single exon. NCBI's taxonomy places the organism in Eukaryota, Oomycota, Peronosporomycetes, Peronosporales, Peronosporaceae. Bases 61 to 612 code for a protein of 183 amino acids.